AUGAAGUUCGCAUCAAUCGUUACUCUGGCACUGCCAGCAGUAGCGCUAGCUCAGACAUCUACCCCAGCCGUCAGCGACACUCCAGCACCUUCUGGAUCCCCAGACUUGUCAAUUUGCGAAAAGCAGGCUGGUUCUUACGCCGACGCUUGUCCCAGAUGUAAUCCAAAUCCCAAUGCUGGCAACACGGUGGUAACAACUGCAGGGAACUGGCUAUUAACCAAGUUUGCGGCUGAGAGGACUGCUAUUCUGGACGAGUGA
Messenger RNA from Daldinia decipiens, 258 nucleotides. RefSeq lists its product as uncharacterized. The transcript has 3 exons. The record is from RefSeq and is a predicted model, not a curated record. Bases 1 to 258 code for a protein of 85 amino acids. NCBI's taxonomy places the organism in Eukaryota, Fungi, Ascomycota, Sordariomycetes, Xylariales, Hypoxylaceae.